This is a messenger RNA of Uranotaenia lowii, 3396 nucleotides long. Its product is annotated as protein PRRC1-like. Gene Ontology annotation, molecular function: protein kinase A regulatory subunit binding. Lineage: Eukaryota; Metazoa; Arthropoda; Insecta; Diptera; Culicidae. The transcript has 7 exons. Gene Ontology annotation, cellular component: cytoplasm. The record is from RefSeq and is a predicted model, not a curated record. The coding region runs from base 1641 to 2774 and encodes 377 amino acids. Gene Ontology annotation, biological process: activation of protein kinase A activity.
CUUUUCUAACCGCGUUUUUCACACGACAAGUCGCCAUCGUUUUGCGUCUUUAUAAUAAAGUUCUUUUAUAUUAAACUAACGCGAGUGUUUUCCCCGUAUUAAUCCGGAAUAUCCUUUUUCACCAACUUAUCCCGCUGAUAGUUGGUGUGCGUGCGCUCUGCUAGUCGUUCCGCCCAUCAGUUUUAACCCCCCUAGAAAAGUUUUUAUUCCGAUUCCCCCGCAAUGAUGAAAAUUUCGGGAUGAAAACCGGGGGAUAGGAAUGAAAACAGUACUACGAGGUUUUAAAAAACAAGACUAAUUGAAUUUUUCAUCUUGUAACAAUUCCUUAUGCAUCGAUUGCUACAUAAUCUAGUUUAGUCGCGUUGGUGAAUUAUAGUCAAAAUAAGAUUUUUUCACGUUCAUUUUCACGGGAAGUGUAAACUAGGCUCUAUCCAAAAAAAAAUAUUUUUCUAUAUUCUGAAAUAAUUCGGAGAUUUCAAAAAAUAAUCUUGAUAAUAUAUUACAUCCCGAAUAGCAGGAACCAUGGUAUUACAUUCAUUUUCCAAUGGAUUCGAAGGUGAUCAUGUAUUUAAUGGGGUUUGACAGCCAGCGCGGCGAUUUUGUUUUGCUUACAAAAAUUUCGGUCGGUAUCCAACAUUAUUCGAUGAUUUUUUGGCAAAAAUUACCGCCAAGUGUUUGAGUAUGAUCAAAAUGCGAUAUAAUCCCUUCCCCCGGACUGUGAAGAAGUGGAAAGAAAAAUCACUUAGCUCUCCCGUAAUGCAAGUUUCUGAACAUUCCAGCUGGUGGUCAACUAAAAGACGGCAGCAUUCUCGAGGUGUUUAAGUGUAAUUAUUACAAAAAAUAUGAAUAUGUUAAGUUCAAAAAUAAAGAUUAUAUAAACGAAAAUUGUACACGAUAGUUUUAUAAUAAGAUCACGAAAUAACAUUGAAUUUAAUCGGACUUUCGCGAGUAGCGUAAUGCAGCAUAAAUUUGUACUAAAUAACAUGCGCACGCACGCUCCUUGUUUUAAACUCAAAAUUAAGUAGUUUUGGUUCAAAACAGCACUUCAGUUGCAGUCCUCAACUUUGAGUAAGACUGAGCAAACGCAAAAACUAAGUUCUGACUGGCAUACUCAAACCUAAGUUCGAAAACGAGUUCCAUUUUUUGAACUUUCUUUAUGCCUGUAUUCGUAGCUACCCAAAAUGCAGUUCUCGCAGCCGAACUCGCUAAGUGCUUUCAGUUCAACACACGCGAGGAGGGUUCAAUUUUUAGUUCAUUAGAUCGAUCUCAGUUUUGCUCCUUCGCCGAAGGAAAAAUGGGAUUAGUUUGAGUUCGCAGUUCGAACUUCCUUUUGAACCAUCGCAAGGAGGAAAAAGGGUACUUAACUUUAAGUUCAUAGAAUCGAACUAUGUUUUGAACCUCGGUCGUACUUAAUUUUGAGUUUAAAAAAAGGAGCGUGCGGUUUUGAAAAAUAUUUAAGUGGCAAGGCAACCCUUCUUGUACUAAAAUUUCAAAACUUUCACCCUUUUGUUGAUCAACAAACCCCAGUGAAAGGGGUUGUAAACAAAACCACCCUUCGGAAUUUGCCUUCGUCAUAUUUCUCUGGUUGCUGCACAGUUUACGCGAAAAAAUAUAAGAUUAACAUCUCGAUAUAGUCUAAAAUGACCGACAAUAAUUCGAAAAAGUCCGGUAACAUACUGUCUAACAUUAGCCCCCCCUCGGAACUGCCAAGUUUCGUAACAGCUGCUGCCGCAGUGCCAACUCCAACAGCUGUGUCCCAAGCAUCAGCUGCCGAGGAUGAGUCCCAGCGAAAGGGCUCGGAAACGGAUCCCUUCAUUCCGACCACCUUCAGUCCAGCGAUUCCUUCGAACAAAAACACCAACUCGAUCGUAAGCGGCCCGGGCUUGUCUGAGGAUGGAGCAGUGCUCGACGCUUCCGAAAUGGAAUCUGCCGAGGGAACCACCGCUGGGAAAGUUAAUCGGGAUUUUUCGAGCAUGGUUCUGAAUCCGGAACCGCUGGCCGAUGCGCUGAGUCCGCUUACCCAAGGAGGUUCCGCCCUGUUUGGCUGGGUUAAGGGCGCGGUCAGUGGAAACGGUAUCCUACAGAAGGUGGCGGAAAAAGCCAAGAGUUCCGUAGACACCAUCGUAACAACACUGGAUCCGCAAAUGAAGGAGUACAUAAAUUCCGGCGGUGAUACGGAAGUCAUUGUUGCCUCGGACAAAGACGAUAAAGUGCGGCCAAUUCGAGAAGCUUUCCAGACAGUCUUUGGAAAGGCAACCGUUAUUGGCCUGCCGGCACAAGCUACAGCAAUCGCUGCUCAACCGGUUGGAUUUGCAGCCGGGCUGAAGGGAGCAGAGCAUCGAAUCAACAGUAUUCGGGCCGAGAAUCCACGUGUUGACGACCAUUUGCCGGUGGUUGCCAUAGAGAACUUCCUGGUGGAACUUUUUCCGGAUCAAUGGUUUGAUGCCGGCGUUAUCGUACUGUUCGAUUAUGCUAAGAACAUCCUAUUGAAGACUGUAACGCAAAUGACUCCAGUACCGCAACCGGUGGUGGCUUCAAUCCGAGCGGACACACCCGAAGACUACCAGCUGAAGGACACUGGCUUCGCCAUAACAGUUGGAAGCGUUAUGGCAAAGAAUUUGAACACACCGCACACGGAAUGGCACAAAACGUACACCACAGUUGGACGACCGGAGAUGAUUUUGAGCGCCGCCAAGACUAUUGCUAGCCUCUACAAGAAAGCGGUGGCCGAGUAUGUAGAUUCGCUGGGGGCACCUUUGAGUCCCCGGGAAUAAAAUUUAGCUCCGGCCAGCGCCUCGAUCGGAUGUAGAUGUGGUCACUACUAGAUGGAGAAAGGAACAGCUGGUUGGUUGGCUUGGGAAAGCGUUGUUAAAUUGUCUAGGAGUAAGAUCUAUAUGAAAGAUGAAGUUCACGUUGACAUUUCUUUCAAGCAAUCGAGUGACUUUGCUUAGCAUUAAAUGUACUAGUUCUAUUAUUACAUGCCUGAAUAUGAUCUUGAAUAUCCAUUUAAUUACUGUUAAAUUUAUUCGCAUUUUAUUAGCAACCAAUUAAAAUUUUUCAAAGCAGUUUGACGUUCCAACUAAAAGUUGUUUAAUCAGACCUCAAUGAGUGAUGAUAACGAAUUAUUUUUCUUUAAAUCCAAUAAACUGAAGGAUCUAUCAAUUCUCAUAACCCUACGAUAUGAAAAGUGCGUUACCAAAUUUCGCACAAUGAAAAUAAAAGAAACAAUUUGUAAAACUUAGACUAAAUUUCUCUGAAAUUAUACAUUAUUCAUUACAAUAAACUAUGUUUUGGUUAUUAUUACAGUUAUCAGAAUUCAUUGUAUAAUCCCGAUUAAGAAAACAGAACUUCUGUUGGUAGAAUUAUUGAAAAUAAAAUAAAGUUAGGGAUACUAAA